This is a messenger RNA of Budorcas taxicolor (takin), 4084 nucleotides long. It is a transcript of the gene LIMS1, whose product is annotated as LIM zinc finger domain containing 1. The transcript has 11 exons. The coding region runs from base 110 to 1393 and encodes 427 amino acids. Lineage: Eukaryota; Metazoa; Chordata; Mammalia; Artiodactyla; Bovidae. Gene Ontology annotation, cellular component: cytoplasm; focal adhesion; cell-cell junction. The record is from RefSeq and is a predicted model, not a curated record. Gene Ontology annotation, biological process: positive regulation of integrin-mediated signaling pathway; cell-cell junction organization; positive regulation of substrate adhesion-dependent cell spreading.
GCAGCUGACGUGUGGGAACCGGGAGGGGAGUGCGGGGGAGUGACCAGGGAAGCCGCCUGGGUGUCGUGCGUCCCUCCAUCCCCUGUCCCUCAGUCCUGCCGCUCCCACCAUGGCACUCCGGGGCCCGCUCCCAGCCGUCAUCCCAGAGGACCAGGAGUUCCCCCCGGCGGCCCGAAACGGGGAGCGCCGGGGUCUCGGCAGCCAGGACGAGAGGGCCGAGUCCAGGCUGCAGCGCCGGCACAGCGAUGUCAGGGUCUACAAGGAGUUCUGUGACUUUUACGCCAGAUUCAACAUGGCCAACGCCCUGGCCAACGCCAGCUGCGAGCGCUGCCGGGGCGGCUUUGCGCCCGCUGAGAAGAUUGUCAACAGCAAUGGCGAGCUCUACCACGAGCAGUGCUUCGUGUGCGCCCAGUGCUUCCAGCAGUUCCCAGAGGGCCUCUUCUAUGAGUUUGAAGGAAGGAAGUACUGUGAACAUGACUUCCAGAUGCUCUUUGCUCCUUGCUGUCAUCAGUGUGCGCCUCCUGCGGGGUCCUGGCACAGGAAGAGUGGUUUCCCAGGGCUGUGGGCAGGGAGGCUGAGCUGCGGCCUGAGCGUCCCUCCUGCAGGCGAAUUCAUCAUCGGCCGGGUGAUCAAAGCCAUGAACAACAGCUGGCACCCCGAGUGCUUCCGCUGCGACCUGUGCCAGGAGGUCCUGGCCGACAUUGGUUUCGUCAAGAACGCCGGGAGGCACCUGUGUCGCCCCUGUCAUAACCGGGAGAAAGCCCGGGGCCUCGGCAAAUACAUCUGUCAGAAGUGCCACGCCAUCAUUGACGAGCAGCCCCUGAUAUUCAAGAACGACCCCUACCAUCCAGACCACUUCAACUGCGCCAACUGCGGGAAGGAGCUGACUGCCGACGCCCGGGAGCUCAAGGGGGAGCUGUACUGCCUGCCAUGCCACGACAAGAUGGGGGUGCCCAUCUGCGGUGCCUGCCGCCGGCCCAUUGAGGGGCGUGUGGUGAACGCCAUGGGCAAGCAGUGGCACGUGGAGCAUUUUGUCUGUGCUAAGUGUGAGAAGCCAUUCCUUGGACAUCGCCAUUACGAGAGGAAGGGCCUGGCAUACUGCGAAACCCACUACAACCAGCUAUUUGGUGAUGUUUGUUUCCACUGCAACCGUGUUAUAGAAGGCGAUGUGGUCUCCGCCCUCAACAAGGCCUGGUGUGUGCACUGCUUUGCCUGUUCCACCUGCAGCGCCAAGCUGACACUCAAGGAUAAGUUUGUUGAGAUUGAUCUAAAGCCAGUCUGCAAACAUUGUUAUGAGAAAAUGCCAGAAGAAUUUAAGAGGAGACUUGCCAAGCGGGAGAGAGAAGCCAAGGAUAAGGACAAGCAGAAAAAGAAAAAGCCAGUCUGUCUGUGAGCUUUUCUGUCCCUCUGCCACCAUUUCUACUGCUUUCUCCUGUGGAAUAAAUUUGUGGAGUUUGACAUGAAGCCAGUCUGUAAGAAGUGCUAUGAGAAAUUUCCGUUGGAGCUGAAGAAAAGACUUAAGAAGCUAGCUGAGACCUUAGGAAGGAAAUAACUUCCUUUAUUUUUUCUCUUCUAUGCAAAGAUAAGAGAUCACAACAUUGCCUGACCUGAUGCACCCUGUCUUAAAGUUGAGUCUCAAAAACGUUGAGAGCAAAGAGGACCUAUUGAACACCUGUUGGUGUUCUUCAUCUCCUUUUUCUCAUUAAAGAGAAAAAAAGUUUGUCAUCAUAUUUAAAACAUGGAUGAGAUCAAGAUUUGCCUUUGUUAAUAACCCUUAUCAGUUUGUUGAAAUGUAGAUGAUACAUAAUAGAAAAAGAAACAUGGUUAAAUGUUAAAUUUUAAUUAGGGUCCAAAAUAUUAAAUAUAACUUUUAAAAAUGAAAGGAGUCAGUUUUUACAUGACUCAGAUAAAAAAAUAUAAACAUUAUUUACUUUGUAUUUGAAAGAAAAUUAAUUACAACUGCAGUUGGGGAGGAUAUAAAAAAGAAAACCAUAUCUCACAGAAUCUUAGUGUGUUUAUCAAACUAGUGACUGUAAAAUGAAUAUACACAUUGCUCAUAUAUGAAACAAGUAUAUUCAGAACUACUUGAUUUGGGGACUUUUAUUGUUAUGGUUAAAUGCAAUAAGUAUUAAGCUUAGUUUUAAUUUUUGUUCUCCUUUGUGAACUUCUUUAUACAGUUACUUAACAUAGUAGUUAUAGCUAGCUAAUAGUAUUCUUUUUAAAAUUUUGUGCAGAAAAAAUUUAUACUAGGUAUUUGAAAAUACAGUAUACUUUACAAUAUUGGAAAAAUGAAGUAUUUUUUCAUGUAUUACAGCAAUUAUACUUUGAAGCUUAAGGUCACAGAUGCAGUCUUAGAGUAGGAUAUGAAAUUAAAUGUUAAGUAGUUGGGAAUGUAUCACUUAAAAAACGUGAAUGUUUAUGUAUUGAUCAUAUUGCCUUUAUAACCAUGCUAAUAUCUAUGCUUUAUAUAUAAAUAAACUUGCCUUGCCUUAGAAAAAUACAUACAUUAAUCAGGAAUUCUAGCUGUUUCAUACCUUACAAACUAAAAACAAGUGUAUUGAAUGAGAUUUGUAAACUCAAAUUCAUUUACCACAGCUAUGAUUAUAUUAAAAUUUUUUUCUUCUUUUUAGGGAAACACAUUGAAAUUAAUUUGUGAUCUUAAUUAGAAGAGAAUUAUGUUGAUAUGUGUUUCAAGUUUUUAUUACAAAUCUUAUAAUUAGAUUUUAUUUACUGUAUGUAUGAGUUAUAAGUAACACUUUUAAAUUGGAAGAGUGGUGUUUAAGUGUCAACUUUAGGCCAAAAGUAGUGAAUUAUUUUAUUUUGCAAAGUUUUAUCUUAAAGUUUCUGGAUGUCUUUCUCCAUAAACCUAUAUGCAAAGUGAAUUUUGUGAACACUUUUUAAAUGUUGCUGCUACUUACCUAUGUUAUCAUAUAAAAGAAAGUUGCAAAGAUGGGCUUCUACGGGGAAAAUUAUUGGUAUUUUCAAAAAAUUGCUGAAAUGUUAUUUUGCCAUUAAAAAAAAAAAUCUCAGGAUGCUACCAGUCUGCCAUUAAGAUAUUUGUAUGCAUGUAUUUUUAAAUACUUGUGCAUGCACUUUACAGUAAAUUGUAUUUCAGUUUUCAGUUAAUUUAUAACCAAUAACUUAAUUUUUUUUAGUGCUCUUUUAGAGUUCCAAAUACAAUCAGUGAUAGAAAAUAAUAUAUACUUUAGACUGUGUUCAGAAGUCUGAACAGUCUUUGCAUUUGACAGCAAGAAUCAAAUUCCCUUCAGCGUGCCUUUGUCAGCUAAUACAUGACCAGCAACAAAAAUCUUUAAAGUAUUUAUUAAAUACUGUACUGUGGAUACAGUGCAGGAUCUGCAGUCUGGGGUCUUGAUGCUGAAUUCCUAAAUGCUCCCACACGGGAAAUCCAGAGCAGAAAGCGCCCACUUAACUGUUUCUAAUCACUGGGAAGAGGCAUGGGCUGAAUCACUACAGGCUUCAUGUCUCUUCUGUGCCCAGAGGUCCUGCUGCUCACCUCUCUCAUAAAAUAUGAGUUUGUAAUUCCUGCAAGUUUGCCCCUUGAAGCCUCCAAGGCCAUGGGGUGUUUUAUUCAGACACAUACUCCCUGCCCCCUGCAAGGGAUCAAUGAGCUCUUACCAGGAGUAAGGAGUAAACGGUUGUCAGUGCAUGAGAGGAUGGACUUACUUAGUUUCACAUGGCUUCCUCCCAGAAGGGAGAAGCUCAGGCUAGUGAACAAAUCUUUGCUUAAAAUCCUACAAGGCAUUUGAAAUAAUUCAUUGUUUACUACAUUUCUAAGUGCUCUUUUCCUUAUCAAGCCUAAUAUAAUUGGGAAAAUGUCUGGGUACGAGUCAACAUUCUUUACAUCUUACUAACAUUGUAACUGAUGGUAGGUCAUUUUUGCCUUAUUUGUUUGCCAAAAUAGCAAUUUCUAAAUUAAGGAAAAUUUGAAGUUGGCUUACAGCAUUGUUGUAUUUCAUUUUCGAUUGUAAACUCAGUGGCAGGGACACUAUGUCAAUAAUUAUGUUUUUACAUAGCAACCAGUGCAGUAUACUCUUGGUGCUUAAUAAAUGUUCAUAAUUGUUAA